Molecule: messenger RNA, 1071 nt
Organism: Jaminaea rosea
Lineage: Eukaryota; Fungi; Basidiomycota; Exobasidiomycetes; Microstromatales
Exons: 1
Coding region: 45-626 (193 amino acids)
Biological process (GO): protein import into mitochondrial intermembrane space
Cellular component (GO): mitochondrial intermembrane space
Molecular function (GO): zinc ion binding
Source: RefSeq, a predicted model, not a curated record
UGUUCACCUUCGCAGACCUCAUCACUGCUUCACUUUGCACCAACAUGUGCAAACACAUCCUCAAUGCCCAAGUGACAGUCCGUGCACCCUGCUGCCAACGCUUCUUCGACUGUCCACAAUGUCACGCCGAAUCCUCCGACCACCCGCUCGCCAAGACUACGGAGCUGGCCUUUGUAUGCAAGAAGUGCCGCAGGGCAUUCCGCCGUGACUUGGAGCGCUUUGAGCAGGGCAGCGAUGACUAUUGUCCACACUGCGAUAAUUGCUACGUCAUUGACGCAAGGACAGGCAGCGACGCGAGGGCAGCAAGGGAGGCUGCGGCUGCAGCAGGGGAGGAGGGAAUGGAGGUGCCCGAUGCGAGAGAGGACUCGUCCAUCUACCAGGCGCUGGACCCGCGACAACGCUAUGACCCUCGAAGAGACUUCCGAGCUGCGGCGCACAAUGCUACCGAGGGAGGAGACCGCAUCGAUGUCGGCGGACUGCAGGGCGCCGUCGAGCAGGGGAAGAUCAAUGAGGAGAGGAGGCAGGACAUUCUCGAUGCUAGCCUGUUGGCCGCCGCUUCUGCCAAUCAUGGAGCUGGUGGGGCGAGCAACUUUGCAGCAAUCGAUGACGACCUCGACUGGAGCUGAGCGGAUCCGCCGAUGAGUAAGAUUGGCCGCACUCAAGCGUCACACGAUUAGAGAUUGGACAAUUGCUCCAUUCGUAACCACAAAACAGUCAUACCCUUCCGAGCACAUGGUCCCUCUACGCCUUGAGGUACCCAUUCGACUGCAGCCACCCGCGCACAUCCUCCGUCGACCUUUUGACCCAACCAAUGUUGGCGCGCACCUCGUCCAAGCCCUGCUCGAGGCCAGACUUGUACUUGUCGUUGUCGUGCUUGGAGAAGAAUGACUCGAUCUGUUGGAGGUCCUCCGGAGAAGAGAAGGAGCUGAUCGAGUACUGGAUAAUGCGGCCGAGGGAGAAGUCUUAUCGGGCGCGACGAGUGAUGGAAGACAGAGGGCGGGAAGGAGAGUAAGGAAAGGGAGGAGAGGACCGUCAGAAGCAAUACCAAUUAUCUCAUCGCCACGCGCGCAC